This is a messenger RNA of Penicillium griseofulvum, 3168 nucleotides long. RefSeq names its product nucleoporin Nup84/Nup107 family protein. Gene Ontology annotation, biological process: regulation of DNA-templated transcription; protein import into nucleus; mRNA export from nucleus. The coding region runs from base 1 to 3168 and encodes 1055 amino acids. The record is from RefSeq and is a predicted model, not a curated record. Gene Ontology annotation, molecular function: structural constituent of nuclear pore. Lineage: Eukaryota; Fungi; Ascomycota; Eurotiomycetes; Eurotiales; Aspergillaceae. Gene Ontology annotation, cellular component: nuclear pore outer ring; nuclear pore. The transcript has 6 exons.
AUGGCGCCUCUAACUCGUUCGGCCGCUGGGGCCUCGAUAUUCACACCGGUUCCCCAGCCGCAUAGACAACCCGAGGUCAUCAAUAUUGACGAUGAUUCGCAACAAUCUUUCGACGAAGAUGAAGGAUUGGAUGAUGAGGAACAAAUCUCGGAAGAUCAAUCGGAAGAUCAGUCAGAGGACCAAUCUGAAGACCAAUCGGAAGAUCAAUCAGAAGAUCAAGAUGAGGACGAAGAUAUGGAUGGCGAGUCCGUAUCGGAGACUGGGUCCGAUGAAUCUGAUCCCGAGCACUCUAUGCACUCUACCUUUGGGAUCUCGGCCAAAUCUCAAGACACCCCGCUAUUCACCGCCGCAGGCGCCCAGGAAGCGCUGCAUCCUCUUCGCCGGACGGCUGAUCGCGUCACACGCCAGAUCGAAGCUUUCGCCGAUAAAUUAGAUCAGUUCAAGCGCAACAAUUCAACCGACGAGUUUAGCAGCGCCCAGGCAGCUUACAAGCUCGUGCAGAGCUACCGCGACCUUGCGAACAAUGCGAUCAAGGAAAUCGAGACGCAACAGACCAUUGACCGGACAAAGGCGGGCCUCCGGUCGAGCGGAUCACAAGACACCAAAAGUUACGAGGUGAUACGACGAUUGCAACUAGAGGCCGACACGUGGCGCCUCCUGCUCAACCUGAUCAGUAUUGAUGACCCCUCCAGUCGGGCCAGUUACAAAGUAGGACGACAGACAGCUUUCCAGAACCUACAUCGGUACUCAAGCGAUCGUGAGAUCUGGGAAGAGUUCCUCAAUGCCGACCAAUAUGGCCUUGAAUGCGUGGUUGCCAUGAAAUGGUUGGAGGAGACAUCCAAGACAGCAAGCCAAGAAUUCGAUACACUGAUCACGGAGAUGGAGGGACAAGCGCAAAGGAGUCAAGGAUCGCACACAAACACUUGGCUGUUUACCAAGGAAGCGAUCAAGGGCCACAAACGUUUGCGCGCCUGGCCACAGCCUCUCGAGCCCAAUGACCCGGGAAUCUCACGCUCGCUUUUGAGCGAGGAUGAUCAGAAACCGCUAAUCACUCAACUCGAUCCCGAUGCCCUCACUCGCCAGAAGCACGUGUUACAAGUACAGGAUGAAUUCUUCGAGCGCGCCACUUGGAUAACUUGCUGGAAGAUGCUCAGACAAGGCGAGAACUGGACCAAGAUUCGUGAAUGGGCAGAGACCCGCCUGGAAGGAUGGAGGGCCGUUAGCUUGUGUGGCUCUAGUGUGGAUCCCAAGUCGGGAAGUUCUCGAUACCCAUCUGACGAUGGUCACACACGUUUGAUGAACAGUCGAUCCCACGAUUCAUGGCGCACCGCCUGUUCUGCGUUAACGCGCGACCCUAAUACCGAUGAAUUCCAGCGAGCGGUCUACGCUCUGCUCUCUGGUGAAACCGAUGCUGCAGCCAGUGUCUGCCGCAGCUGGGACGACUUCCUUUACGUGUACUUCAACCGUGUCGUGCUCUCACGCUAUCAGGGAUUCUGCAAGCAAUUCCAGCGGAAACUCAGCCACUCCCCCAACACCGCUGUGGCAUUCGUGCCAGAAUCAGCUGGGCACGCAGAACUACAAAAGUUCCUUGUCUAUCUCAAGGGCAACGAUCGUGUCAACGGCGAAGCGCGUAAUCCGUUCCGCAAUAUCCAAGCCACGAUUCUCAGCAAAGGCUACGAUUCAUUCUUCACUUCGCUAGCCCAGGCUGUAUCUCAAGUUAGUGCGGAUAAAUAUGGGAAGGACUCUGUUAUUCCAGACAUCGGGCGCAAGCCCGUAGAUGAAUCUUUCCUCAUCGCUGCCGAUGACGAAGAAGCUCUCAGAAUUGCAGCUCACGUUUACGUUGUGGCCAGUGCGAGGGGCUACGCUCGCCUGGAUGCCCAUUUCGUUGAAACAGCGUCAGUCAUCCUGGCUGGACAUGUUGCCAACCUGGAAGACAGGGGUCUAUUCGAUCUUGUCCCACUCUACGUCUCUCUCCUGCCUGAGGCAAUGGGACACGAAGUUCUAUCCAAGAUUCUUAUUGAAAUUGUCGAUCCACAAGAGAAGGUUCGGCAAGUUAAGCUCGCGCGGAAACAUAAUAUUGACAUGGAAACUGUUCUUGAUGUUCAAUGGGCGUGGGUGAAGGAGAAUGUCUCUGCGAUUGACCACUCUAGAGGAGUUACUGGUUAUUCGAGAGUUUUGCGACGACCUGACGGUUCCCGAGCAUUGGUGUCACCCAAGACCGACUUGAUCGGGACCACCGUCGCUCCGGAAGACGACAAGAUGAUUCGCAGUCUGGAGUGGCUUCGCUACAUAGAUGGGCAGUGGGAUAAGAUUUGCGAUCUGGGAUCCUGGCUGUAUCGCAAGUUCUUCCUUGCUGAUAAGCUUGCCGCUGCUCGCGAGUUGGCCUUCCGUCUUCGGUUGGCUGAGAUCUCAAUUGAACAAUUCGGCUCCGAUAUCAUCUCCAUGCCUCCGCAGGAAGCGGGACAUACCCAGGCAACGACUCCAACUAGCCCCACCAAAUCCAAGAGAAACAGCCUCCACCGACGAAGCCUGUCCGGCUCCAACAAUGUUGCACUACUUUCAGCAUACUAUCGGGCCCGAAGGGUUCUAGAUCUAGAGGCUUUGGCUCUCGGGUUUGAUGGUGUGGAGCAAUUUGCAUUGGUGCACGAGCAGAUGUCCAAGACCAAACGUCGACGCGAUUCGGGCACCUUGAAGGGCAUGGGUCAAGACAUGAACGAAUACAUUGCUAUUUUAGAAGAAUCGCUUGGCGAAGUGGUCGCUGAAGAUUGGCUACUCACUUCCGCCGAUGCCGAAGAAGAAGAGGACUUCGAAUACAUUCGGACGACCUACGUUCCAGAGCUGGUUCUUGACUACCACAACGCCUUGUACUACGCCAGCCACACCCUUGAUCGACACGAUCUAUUGACAUCCUGCAUGAUUGUAUCUUUCUGGGUUGCAAACUACGAGCAUGUCACUCGCGCUUUCACAAAGUCACGACGCAUGGCCGAGGUUGUUGAUGUGCUCGCUUUGUCAAGCAAGGCGUUGGUCAUCCGGGACUCCACCAAGCACAAGUCCUCAGACCACAACAACUUCCACAAGGGCCAGGAACUGAAGAUCUGGGAUGUCACGAUCUCUGAAGAAGAAAAGAAGAGGCUUGGGAUCGUAUCGGACCUAGACCUGGGGCAGUAG